This is a messenger RNA of Culicoides brevitarsis, 462 nucleotides long. RefSeq lists its product as uncharacterized. The coding region runs from base 1 to 462 and encodes 153 amino acids. Gene Ontology annotation, molecular function: odorant binding. The transcript has a single exon. NCBI's taxonomy places the organism in Eukaryota, Metazoa, Arthropoda, Insecta, Diptera, Ceratopogonidae. The record is from RefSeq and is a predicted model, not a curated record.
AUGAGUCAAACAAUGAAGAUUUUAAUACCGUUACUUGCAAUCAUUGUCGCUAUAAGUGCAGCUAAAGUUCCACAAGACAGCGAUUAUGACACGAAACACUUGAAAAUUGUCAAAAAAUGCGAAGAUUGGUAUAAAGUUGAUGACACUGAGAAAGCAAUUUGGUGGUCUUGGAAAAUUCCUGUUCAACACAAACAUUGCUAUAUGCAGUGUGUCAUGACGUAUUUCAGGUGGAUUAACAGAAGUGGAGGUUUCAAUUUAAACGCCAUCAAAAGAAGUUAUGAAGCUGUUGGGCAUGGAAGUUCGGCUCCGGACAAGAAAUUCUUGGACCAAAAAUGUGGCAAAUUACAUCGCAUUAAAGACCCAUGCAGCAAGUCAAUUUUGUUGUAUGCUUGCUUGUUGGUGAAAUCACCAAAUUUGCAGCAUUUCAAGGAUGCCUUUGAUGGAAAACGCAAUACUGUGUAA